Dinoponera quadriceps is the source of this 3432-nucleotide messenger RNA. RefSeq names its product protein real-time (gene retm). The coding region runs from base 189 to 2183 and encodes 664 amino acids. Gene Ontology annotation, cellular component: cytoplasm. NCBI's taxonomy places the organism in Eukaryota, Metazoa, Arthropoda, Insecta, Hymenoptera, Formicidae. The transcript is spliced from 15 exons. The record is from RefSeq and is a predicted model, not a curated record.
UCUAUCUAGUCUUCGCUGGGCAGUGACAGUGCUUUCUAUGUCGUAAUUGGAGGGUAGUCGCGAGUUCCGUCUGUCAAUUGAUUAGUGUAAUGGCUGUAGUGUAUACGUCGUGAUCGAAUUACCGUAGGCCGCAGGCGUAAUCAGUGCGUAUUUAAUACAUAAAAUCGUGAAGAAAGGAUCGGCAGACCAUGGUUCAGCAAUACCAAUCGCCCGUACGGGUUUAUAAGCACCCCUUUGCUCUUGUCAUGAUGGCAUACGAGCGUAGAUUUCCUACUUGUCCGCAGAUACCAGUUUUUGUCGGAUGCGAAGUUAUGCUGGAUGAAGAGAGCAAGGAUGGUGCUAUGAGAACCACGGAAAGACGAUGUAAAUUGAAUGUUGAAGCACCUUAUAUCUUAAAGAAGAUAAUUGGUGUAGAUUUUGUAUACUUUAUUCAGAAGAACGUUUUAGAUAGACGUAAUCAUGUUUUAGAAAUAGAAGCAUACAACGAAAGCUUUGCUUCUAGGGUAAAUGUUAUUGAAAAAUGUAGAUAUUUUAUUCAUCCUGAAAAUCCAGACUGGACUUGCUUUGAACAAACGGCAAGUUUAGACAUCAGAAAUUUCUUUGGUUUUGAAAACUCAAUGGAAAAAUUAGCAAUGAAGCAGUAUGCUCAAAAUAUUGCUAAAGGUAAAGAAAUUAUCGAAUUCUUCAUAAAUCAAUUGAAGGAAGAAGGUAUUACUUAUGUCUCUCCAUGGAAAGAUCCGCAAGAAAAAUCACCUGAAGAAGAAAAGAAAAAUGUGGACGAAAAUAAUGACAAAGAAUUAUGUAAUGCCGACAGCAAACUGCCUAGCAACAGAGAGAUGCAACUGUCCUCGGAUUACAUAGAGAGAUAUCUAGGAAAACUAGAUAUGCUGCAGGAAAGCAAAUUAGUUCAACUCAGGCAUAGCAUAGAGGAAUUAAGGGGAAGUUCUGUACCGGGAUACGCAACUCUUCUACGAUUCCUGCGAGCCGCAGAAUUCUCAGUCGAAAAGGCUAGAGAAAUGUUGACGCAGUCCUUACAUUGGAGGAAAAAGCAUCAGAUCGAUAAGCUUCUUGAUGAAUACGAAAUGCCGCAAGUAAUUAAGGACUAUUUCCCCGGUGGCUGGCAUCACUUUGACAAAGAUGGACGACCCUUAUAUAUCUUAAGGCUCGGUCAAAUGGACGUUAAAGGUCUACUUAAAUCGAUUGGGGAAGAUGAAUUGUUAUUAUUGGCUUUACAUAUCUGUGAAGAAGGUCUGCAUCUAAUGGAGGAAGCUACGACUGUUUGGGGGCAUCCAGUUUCGCAAUGGACUCUGUUAAUAGACUUGGAAGGUUUAAACAUGCGGCAUUUAUGGAGACCUGGGAUAAAAGCGUUAUUGAGAAUAAUCGAAAUAGUUGAAGCGAAUUAUCCAGAAACAAUGGGAAGGGUUUUGAUUAUACGAGCGCCCAGGUGUUUCCCUAUUUUGUGGACACUCAUCAGCACUUUUAUUAACGAAAACACCAGAAAAAAGUUCAUCUUUUAUUGUGGUACAGAUUAUCAAGAACAGGGAUCUGGAGGUCUCGGUGAAUAUAUUAAUCAAGAAUUUAUUCCCGAUUUCCUCGGUGGCUCCUCAGAGACAUACAUAAUGGAUGGUGGAGUGGUGCCGAAGAACUUAUAUAAAUUGGACUUGGAAGGCACCACUGGUGAACACGAACACAGUUUAUACCACUCCAUCAGCUUGAGCCGUGGCCAAACUCAUCAUGUGUUCAUUGAAUCUGACGAUCCAGGCGCGGUACUAACAUGGGACUUUGAUGUGAUGCGGCAUAACGUUGUCUUCACGGUGCUGCACAAUUCGAGAAGUGGCGAAAAUGGCGCAACAGCGGAAAUCUCGGAGCUCGCAGUAGGCGGUGAUCAUGAUGUGGUUGUAAAGGAACUAAAAGAUAAUUAUAUUAAAGUCGAACCCAGUGUGGUUUGUCACGACGGAGAGAGUAUUCAGGGAACUCAUAUCAUGCAAGAUGCAGGUACUUACGUAUUACAAUGGCAGAAUCAAGAAGACCAAACUGAAUUUCUUCCAUCUAUUAGUUCUCAUAAGGCUCAACUUAUGUAUUUUUAUGAGACAUUGCCAUCCGCGCAUUACAGGGGUUCAAUGAUGAGCUUGCAGUCUGCUAUAAGCGGAAGAUCAGAAGCUAGUUCGUCCUUGUCCAGAUGAAAAACAAUGGAUGCGAACAUCGAAAUGCAGGAAACAUGAGUGUGAUUUCAUUAACACUAUUUUAAACGUAUAUAUGCUAUGAAAGCAUCUCAUAGUUGUGCGUAAAGGGAGGGGUACAAUUCAAAUUUUAAUUAUUUUGAUAUUUUAUCUUUCUUCGACGCGAUAACUUCCACAACACGUCACCAAGUCCAAACUGCUGCAGGAAUCCAAUUCUCAAGCCUAAAAUACUCACCUCAGUAAUGCAUAGCCAAUGUUAUCAUAUUAUAGUUGUUAAACAAUGAUACAGUGUAUAAUAAUGUUGUCUGUUUAAACAUUAUUUUCAUAUAAACUAGAUCUCGAAAUAAAAUCUUAUACAUUUGAUAAAUCAUAUUGCAAUGUAAAAAGUAGGAAUAUUACAACAAGAGCCUGUUGUAAUUGCCAGCUCUUAGGUAAAUGGUAUUUCAAGUGCGCAGUGUAAUUAAUACAUAUUAAUUUAUAUACACACACAACAUACAUAUACAUAUAUGUAUGUGUGUGUGUGUAUAAAGAACUCGAGUAACGAAAAAUGUUCUUCCUUCGUAAAAUUACAUUUUACUCGUAUCUUAUCUAUAGAAGAAAAUGUGCAUGUAUAAAUGGAUUUUUGUAGGAUUAUAACGAAACAUUCCAUUGCUAAUUAAUAGAAUACACUGUGCCGCAUUAAGAUUAGACCAUUUUCCACAUACUUCCACGAAUCUUUUAAUGUAAUAUGCAAAAGAAUUAGCGAGUUAUAUUAGAAUCUCACCAGACAAAUAGUAGCUUAAAAUAUAUAGACUAAGUUAAAUAAACGUGAUGACGCUUUCAAACUUAGGUAAAAAAUAGCUGCCUAAAAAUUAAUGAACACACAUGCAAAGUGUUGAAUAAUUUGUGUGCCAAAGAAUUUAAAUUAAUGAAAAAUAUUUUCAGUACAACAGGAAGAACGAAUUCAUAAAUUAAAAUGAGAGUAAACUAAUUUUGAGACUACAGUAUACUACUACAGAAUACAAUUUACAAUAUAAUCAUUAAAUAUGAAUGAUUAUUUUAAGAAGAAGAUAAUAUUUCAAUGUGUUAUUGUUAAUUUUCAGGUAGCUUACAAUAUAUUAAUUUGAUAGCAUAAUAUUUGUAUAAAAAUUAUUUAACACGACGAAGAUUAAAAUAACUAAAGUUAUGAAGAUUAAUUCUAAAAUGCAGGAUAUUAUAUUCAUAACAUACAAAUAUUGUAAAUAACUAUAGUCAAUUAUACACGGAAUAAUAU